Messenger RNA from Panicum virgatum (switchgrass), 2191 nucleotides. RefSeq names its product AT-hook motif nuclear-localized protein 25-like. Gene Ontology annotation, cellular component: nucleus. Gene Ontology annotation, molecular function: DNA-binding transcription factor activity; minor groove of adenine-thymine-rich DNA binding. The transcript is spliced from 2 exons. NCBI's taxonomy places the organism in Eukaryota, Viridiplantae, Streptophyta, Magnoliopsida, Poales, Poaceae. The record is from RefSeq and is a predicted model, not a curated record. The coding region runs from base 811 to 1776 and encodes 321 amino acids. Gene Ontology annotation, biological process: vegetative to reproductive phase transition of meristem.
GCGGGCGCCGGGUUUUUCCUGGCCGGUGGCCCGCCACCGACUGGCCUACACGUACGCCACCGCGGCCUUCGAGCUCCGUUGCCCGCCCGCCCCGCGCCGAGUAAAAACGGGGGAGUUGGUGUGGGUGGGAGGGGAUGGAUCAUUGGACCCGCGGGCCGGACCGGGAGGCAGGCGGGACAAGAUAGAGAGAGGGAAAGGCAGGGACCUUAUCGGCAGCGCCACCCCCCCAUCCCUCGGCGUCCCCUCGGCUCUCUCCCCCCUCCCUCUCCUCUCGCCCUGCCUGCCUUUAAUUCGAGGGCCGCGCACGCCGCACGCCCCCUCCUCCCUCCCUCAGGCGAGAGGGUACGGUGGCUAGUCCGACCCCCCCCCCCCCCCCGGCCCGUGCCUGCCUUGUAGCAGCCACCGCAUCCAGCCUCCCGCCGCCACGUCUAGGCCCUUCUCCUUCUAGAUCCCGGCCGCGCGCGACUGGCAGCUCCUGCGCCUAGCUAUAAACGCACGGCCUCUCCUAACUAAUCAGCAUCCUCUCGCUUGCUGCUGCCGAUCGAGAGGGGGCGGGUUGUGUUCAACUCGGUUAGUUUAGGAGGCAGCGAGCCGGCCGGCGAGGUUGCUAAAGCUACAGCGUCGUCGUCGAGGAGAUCGAAGCUCGCUCGCUUCUGCAGGAGGCAGGUCUAGGCAGCACACCAGCCAGCGGCGGUGUGGUGGUGAGGGCGAGGAAGGACGGAGCUGCUUCUGCACACGCGAGGAGCGCGGCUGAUCGAGACCGUGAAGCUGGCGGCCGGCAAGUGGUGGGAGCGGCCAGAUGACACGGCCAUGCCCGGAAUAGACCCCGGCGGAGGCGGCAGCUCGCGCUAUUUCCACCAGCUGCUCCGGCCGCAGCAGCCCUCGCCGCUGUCGCCCAACUCCCACGUCAAGAUGGAGCACCACAAGAUGUCGCCCGACAAGAGCCCGGUCGGCGGCGAGGCCGAGGCGGGCGGCAGCGGGAGUGGCCCCGGCGGCGGUGACCAGCCGUCCUCGUCGGCCAUGGUCCCGGCGGAGGGUGGCAGCGGAGGCAGCGGGUCGGGCGGGCCCACGCGGCGGCCGCGCGGGCGCCCGCCGGGCUCCAAGAACAAGCCCAAGCCGCCCAUCAUCGUGACGCGCGACAGCCCCAACGCGCUGCACUCGCACGUCCUCGAGGUCGCCGCCGGCGCGGACGUCGUCGACUGCGUCGCCGAGUACGCGCGCCGCCGGGGCCGCGGCGUGUGCGUGCUGAGCGGCGGGGGCGCCGUCGUAAACGUGGCGCUCAGGCAGCCGGGCGCGUCGCCCCCCGGGAGCGUGGUGGCCACGCUGCGGGGCCGGUUCGAGAUCCUCUCCCUCACCGGCACGGUGCUGCCCCCGCCAGCUCCCCCCGGCGCGAGCGGCCUCACCGUCUUCCUCUCCGGCGGGCAGGGCCAGGUCAUCGGCGGGAGCGUCGUGGGCCCGCUGGUGGCCGCGGGCCCCGUCGUUUUGAUGGCGGCGUCGUUCGCGAACGCCGUGUACGAGCGGCUGCCGCUGGAAGGGGAAGAAGAGGAGACAGCAGCGGCCGCCGCCGGAGCGGAACCGCAAGAUCAAGUGGCGCAGUCGGCGGGACCCCAAGGGCAGCAGCCGACGGCCUCCCAGUCCUCUGGUGUGACCGGAGGCGACGCGGGCGGCGGCGGCAUGUCGCUCUACAACCUCGCCGGGAAUGUAGGGGCCUACCAGCUCCCAGGAGACAGCUUCGGAGGCUGGAGUGGAGGCGGCGGCGUCCGGCCACAGUUCUGAUCCAAUUCUCAUCGUCGACAUGAAGACGUACAUCACCAAGAUUCAAACGGUGCGGAAGCUAGGCUUGCUAUCCAGAACUCAGACAUGCAUGCUGGGAUUGUUCAUUGGAGAGAUCGACCUUUCAUCUGGAUGCUGCUAGAAUACAGUGCAUGUGUUUGCACACGAGGAGGAUGCAUUGGAAAUCAUCUGGGCGUUUAAAAAAAGAGAGUAGUGGUGGUUAAUCAAGGACAAGAGGAAAGCUAGAGAUGGAUUCAUGCAAGAGCUAGCUCAAACUAAAGGUCAGUGAGAUCCGAUGUUUUGUGUUUCCAGCGUUUUGUUUAUCCCAUUUUGAUUUGUAAUGUGAUAUUAUAUUCUGAUUGUAUCUUGCUGUAGAAUGAUGUUUCUAUUAUAACCAUUUGCUUCGUUCUCUCUACAA